UUCCAAAGAUGUUUGAAAUCGCAGUCAUUUACGCUCGACAAUUUUUACAAUAGCCUUGAGCCAUAAUUUUGCGAGUCUCUCCAGCAUCCAUCCCCCUGUAUGGUCUCUCUCUACUGGCCAAGCACGACCGUUUCUCUCCCCAACCGUGGAUUUCCUAUUACUCUCGUUACGACUCACUGAGCCCCAGGCCCAAGGAUAAUGAUGUGUUGUUUCUUGGUAGCAUAAUUUGUCACACGUACAUUUUUUCUUCUUCUUCUCUUGCAGAAAGCUCUGCUCCCUCUCUCUCUCUCUCCCCCUCUCUCUCCUCUCUCACCCUGUCUCUUUCUCUCUUUUCACCCUCUCCUACAUUUUCUUGCUGUUGCUAAUUCACAGUGAUCAAAUGAUGUACGACAAAAUAAAUUGUAAGGAGUGACUGCCUGGAGUUGGGAGCCAGAAGGUGUGUUCCCCUCCCAAGGAGAGAGCAAACCUUUAAAAAGGAGGGACAAUUGAUUUUUGGGGGGGGAGCUUAAGUGAGCCCUGACUUUGCAGCUGGCUGAUAGCAGGUUGGAGGAGGGCUUAAAACCAGGUGCACCGAGGCAGCUCGCCAUGUCCAGAUCCGGGGACAGGACCUCCACCUUCGACCCCAGCCACAGCGACAACCUGCUGCACGGCCUCAACCUGCUGUGGAGGAAGCAGUUGUUUUGCGACGUGACCCUGACGGCCCAGGGCCAGCAGUUCCAUUGCCACAAGGCCGUGCUGGCCUCCUGCUCACAGUACUUCCGAUCGCUCUUCUCCAAUCACCCCCCUCUCGGGGGAGGGGUCGGUGGCCAGGACGGCCUGGGAGCCCCCAAGGACCAGCAGCAACCGCCGCCGCAGCAGCAGCCCCAGCAGGCGCUGCCGCCACCAGAGGAGCCCGGGACUCCUUCCUCCUCCCCCGACGACAAGCUGCUGACCAACCCCAGAGCUAUCAACAAUCUGGUGCUGCAAGGCUGCUCGUCCAUCGGACUGCGCCUGGUGCUCGAGUACCUCUACACGGCCAACGUGACCCUCUCCCUGGACACGGUGGAGGAGGUGCUGUCGGUCAGCAAGAUCUUGCACAUCCCGCAGGUUACCAAGCUGUGUGUGCAGUUCCUCAACGAUCAGAUCUCGGUGCAGAACUACAAGCAGGUGUGCAAGAUAGCCGCGCUGCACGGCCUGGAGGAAACCAAGAAGCUGGCCAACAAGUACCUGGUGGAGGAUGUGCUUCUGCUCAACUUCGAAGAGAUGCGCGCCUUGCUGGACUCGCUGCCACCCCCCGUGGAAUCGGAGCUGGCGCUUUUCCAGAUGUCCGUGCUGUGGCUGGAGCACGACCGCGAGACCCGCAUGCAGCACGCGCCCGACCUCAUGAAGCGCCUCCGCUUCGCGCUCAUCCCGGCCCCGGAGCUGGUGGAGCGGGUUCAGUCAGUGGAUUUCAUGCGCACGGACCCGGUCUGCCAGAAGCUGCUUUUGGACGCCAUGAACUACCACCUGAUGCCCUUCAGGCAGCACUGCCGGCAGAGCCUGGCCAGCAGAAUUCGCUCUAACAAGAAAAUGCUGCUUUUGGUUGGAGGUCUGCCUCCUGGACCGGACAGGCUCCCCAGCAAUCUGGUGCAGUAUUAUGAUGAAGAAAAGAAGACCUGGAAAAUACUCACAAUUAUGCCAUACAACAGUGCCCACCACUGCGUUGUAGAGGUAGAAAACUUCCUGUUUGUGUUGGGUGGAGAGGACCAAUGGAAUCCAAACGGAAAACAUAGUACAAAUUUUGUCAGCCGGUAUGACCCCAGAUUUAAUAGCUGGAUUCAACUUCCACCCAUGCAAGAAAGAAGGGCAAGUUUCUAUGCAUGCCGCUUGGACAAACAUUUAUAUGUGAUUGGUGGAAGGAAUGAAACGGGCUACUUGUCUAGUGUGGAGUGCUACAACCUGGAUUCAAAUGAGUGGCGCUAUGUGUCUUCCUUGCCUCAGCCUUUGGCAGCUCAUGCCGGAGCAGUGCACAAUGGGAAAAUAUACAUUUCAGGGGGUGUGCACAAUGGAGAGUAUGUCCCGUGGUUAUACUGCUAUGACCCCAUAAUGGAUGUUUGGGCUCGAAAACAAGAUAUGAACACAAAACGUGCCAUCCACACUUUGGCUGUAAUGAAUGACCGCUUGUAUACAAUUGGAGGAAAUCAUCUGAAAGGUUUCUCCCACCUGGAUGUAAUGCUCGUGGAAUGCUAUGACCCAAAAGGCGACCAGUGGAAUAUUCUUCAAACUCCCAUACUGGAGGGUCGAAGUGGUCCUGGCUGUGCGGUGCUUGAUGACAGCAUUUAUCUUGUGGGUGGCUACAGUUGGAGUAUGGGGGCCUACAAGUCAUCUACAAUAUGCUACUGUCCAGAAAAAGGAACCUGGACAGAACUUGAGGGAGAUGUGGCUGAACCCCUGGCAGGACCAGCCUGUGCAACAGUAAUCCUGCCUGCCUGUGUACCCUACAACAAAUAGCAGCAGGAAGCUCUGGAACAGUGCCAUAUCCUAUGAAGUACUGACAGGUGACAUCUUUGAUUUCUGAUGACUUACAAGUAACUACAAAAGAAAGAGACCUGUUAUUGGGUGGAUAGUGUUGUCUAUAACUCAGAUCACACCCAACUUCCUUUGGUGACAGACUCUUCCAUUUCAGAUGUAUUCGCACUUGUUACAGCUAUACAAAAAUUCCUCACAUGGAUCUCACCUUUCAAAAGGAGAAAGAUAAGCUCCAGAAGACUGGCCCCAGUGACCUAAGACCAAGAUUGUACAUUGUAUUCUAACUGCAUGUGAUCAACGUUGAAGUUUGGGGGAUAUGUAUAUAUGAAUGAUUCAAAUUUGACCCACCAAAAUACAGUGCAUUCUAGAAAUUGUCAUUUUAUUGUGCUUUCCUAACCUUUGGUGACUUUACAGACUCCAUAGGGAAACACAGCUAUUGAAAAUCAAAGGACUAAAGUGGGACACUUUUGUUUAUGUACAAUUUUAUUCCACAUGGAUCAGGUCAUGUUGAGUUCUUGGCUUUCUGCCCUAUGAAUUCUAGGCUAGCCAGACUUCCAAAUUCUGUGUCCUCAAUUCCACUUGAAAGUUAAAACAAAGUAUAUUGUGUCAUUAUUCAGGUCAUGAAAGUUUAUGCUUUCUCAGUUUUUGCAGCAUUUUGAAUAGUGAACAUAUAUAGUAUUUGCUACAAAAAAGAACUGACAAACUUCUGUAAUAGAAUAUUUCAGAAAUUCUAUCGGAUCACACUUCUGUCCAAAACUUCAUCCAUAAUGAAAACUGAAAAAUAUUUUCAAGGAUUCAGGGCUGAAUUUUUUUUGUCUUAAGUACAAUCCCAGUUGUCUUUCCAUUCUUAAAGCAGCACCAAACACUUACAAAGCUAUAACACAUGACAACCUCCUUCUGCUCUUCCUCACUGUCACUUGACUCUCACACUCCAUUUAUUCUCAUUAUCUCCCUGCUCACACAUUCCCUUUGUUAUCACCAGAGAUGCCUGAAUUGGUUAAGUGGACAAUUACUGCUUGUCUUUAGGAGCAUGAAAAUGUCAAGAGAGCAUGAUAUAGUCUCAUUGUGGCCAAUCAGUAAAACAAAGCUGACAAGAAGUUAAAUCUGUAUUGCAAGCUCCUCUGAUCUUGACCAGCAACUGUUAGGAGUAUACAAAAGCCUAAAUAUUAUUUAAUCACCCAGAGAUGUUGAAUCCUUCUAUAAAUGUAACAUUGAAAAGACCACCUGGGGAAAGACACAGGAGAAAUGGUGAUAUACUUUCACUGUGGAGCAAGUGAGGACAGAUGAACAUCCAGGAAUCCAGUGCCAUUUCUACAGCAAAGUGCAAUCUUCAUUGUUUUUGUAUUUAUUUGUAUGUUCAGAUCCAAAGGAUCCAUUGUAAAAAUAUAGACAUAUGAACAUAUCUAUCCAGUGCAAUCACCUUUCAUUUCCUUUUCCUUAAAAACACAUGACUACAGAAUGAUUUCCAGGUUAGCUGGGACUAGAGUGAAAGCAAAGACAAUAAAAUCCAGGUGUGUGGUGGCUUUGUCUGUAAUCCCAGCACUUGGGAGGCUGAAGUAUAAGAGUCACCAUAAGUCCCAGAGAAGCCUAGACUCAGAGUAAGUUCUAGGUCAAAUAGUGAGAGCGUGCCUCAAAAACAAAAGUAAAUGAAUAUAUGAAAAUAAAGAAAAGUUACUGGAGUGUGAGAAAAUCCCAGCUGAUAUCAGAAGAAUGAGAUCUGUUUUAGAAACUUUUAUUGUCAGCCAUCACUAUUUCUUCCAAAAGUCACAGUUUAUACAAGGAUUUAUGCUUUCUUCAGACUUGUUCUUCACUUUAUUUUUAUCUCUAACCAAAAUAAAAACAUUUAUUAAAACUAUACUUAAAGCUUUCUGUAUUUCAGAAAGACACAAACUACUAGAAAGUGAAAAGUGAACAAAACGUCACAGAAUGUAAAUUUUGUACAGUAUUGGGAUAUAAAUGAAGCUUGCUUGGAAGGGGAAAACUUUAAAUAAAAACUUUAUGUACUAAUUCAA
This is a messenger RNA of Jaculus jaculus (lesser Egyptian jerboa), 4499 nucleotides long. RefSeq names its product kelch like family member 14 (gene Klhl14). The record is from RefSeq and is a predicted model, not a curated record. Lineage: Eukaryota; Metazoa; Chordata; Mammalia; Rodentia; Dipodidae. Gene Ontology annotation, molecular function: protein binding. The coding region runs from base 586 to 2469 and encodes 627 amino acids. The transcript has 9 exons.